Molecule: messenger RNA, 2433 nt
Organism: Poecilia reticulata (guppy)
Lineage: Eukaryota; Metazoa; Chordata; Actinopteri; Cyprinodontiformes; Poeciliidae
Product: bone morphogenetic protein 7-like
Biological process (GO): BMP signaling pathway
Cellular component (GO): extracellular region
Molecular function (GO): growth factor activity; cytokine activity
Source: RefSeq, a predicted model, not a curated record
GCGUGCUGGUCCUUCUCUGAACCGCUCGCGCCCCUCCUCUGACGCAGCGCCGCAAUAAAAGUCCUUUCCCAGAGGAGCCGUCAGAGAAGCGCGCGUGGCUGAAUCACGGCUGCACGGCGCGCAAAUGGGGAAUUAUGAAUGAAUGAACGACACACGGCGUUGAUAGCAGGAGGCGUGUUUCUAACUCUCUGCACAUGUCCGAGGACCGCCUGAGGAACAGAUCGCAUCUCCGGCGUCUCCUUUUGGAUUAGAGCCGCGCGUAAAAGUUGGGGGCGGAGGGGACUUUAAAAGAAAUAUAAAAUAAAAUGCUGGCGACCGCUCUGUUCCUGCUGUCGUGCUGGGGAACCUGCGCGUCGGCCACGCGCGUCUCCUUCUCCAACUUCUCCGUGGACAACGAGGUGGGCUCCAGCUUCAUCCACCGGAGACUGCGGAGCCAGGAGCGCAGGGAGAUCCAGCGGGAGAUCCUCUCCAUCCUGGGCCUGCCGCACCGCCCGCGGCCGCACGCUCACGCCAAGCACAACGCCGCUCCGACGUUCAUGCUGGAUCUGUACAACACCGUGUCCACGGCGGCAGAGCCGCGCGCUUACUCGCGGUACAGGGCGGUUUUGGAGGGGCAGGCGUCGGCGGUGGUGAGCCCGCAGGACAGCCGCUUCCUGGACGACGCGGACACGGUGAUGAGCUUCGUCAACCUCGUCGACGGGGACCGUGACCUCCUGGUCCGGCCGCACACGCAGGCGUUUCGUUUCGACGUGUCCCGUAUCCCAGAGGGCGAGGCCAUCACUGCCGCGGAGUUCAGGAUCUACAAAGACUUCAUCCGGGAGCGUGACGGGAAUGAAACCUUCCGAGUCAGUGUCUACCAAGUCCUUCAGGAGCCUCCAGACAGCGAAGCGGCACUCUUGCUGCUGGAUCAGCGAGACGUUUGGGCUUCAGAUGACGGAUGGCUUGUGUUUGAUCUGACCGCUACCAGCACCCUGUGGCAGCUCAGCCCUCAGCAGAACCUGGGACUGCACCUGGUUCUCGAGGACAACAACGGCCAGAAGAGGAAUCCCCGAAGAGCUGGGCUGCUGACUGGGAGUGGGCCUAAAGAUAAGCAGCCUUUCCUCGUUGUCUUUUUUAAAGUCAACGAGGUGCGGUUCCGCGGCGCUCGCUCGGCUCCCGGCCAAAAAGGACGGCAGUCAAACCGCUCCAAACAACAGAAGGCGGUCCAAGAAGCACUGAAGGCAGCAGAGGCCGGGACUGAUACCCUCGGAUUGUCAAAAGAGGGCUGUAAGAAACACGAGCUGUAUGUCAGUUUCAGAGAUUUAGGAUGGCAGGACUGGAUAAUAGCGCCGGAGGGCUACGCUGCGUAUUACUGUGAGGGCGAGUGUGCUUUCCCUCUCAACUCCGACAUGAAUGCCACCAAUCACGCCAUCGUGCAAACUCUGGUGCACUUCAUCAACCCGGAGACGGUGCCACAGCCCUGCUGCGCCCCAACGCAGCUCAACGGCAUCUCAGUGCUGUACUUUGACGACAGCUCCAACGUCAUCCUCAAGAAAUACCGUAACAUGGUGGUCAGAGCCUGCGGCUGUCAUUAACGGGUUUUUUUUUUUUAACGCCUUUUGCCCGACUUCUGCAAGUGUAAAAGAAUGUCAUGAGGCAGAAAGAGGAGUGGCUGGACACAAGAGAAGAUGGAGUCUCUGGUCUGCAAACGCUUGUGCCAAAGUGGUAAAUCGCUAUGACAGGGAGCAGCUACGGCAGACUAUGUCUAAAAGGAGAAAACUUCAGACUUUCGUAGACUUUUCAAGCACAAACCAAACUUAGAGGAAGUUAACAGUUUGCAGAGAUUGGAUCUUAAGCAUCACAUACUGUAUUUGCAGUUGAGGGUCCAGUCUUCUGAAUGAAUCUGGGUUUCCUGGGUCAGGUGUGCGACAUUUGACAGCUGCCUACGCUGCCCAGCCAAAAAAUUAGUCACACCGGAUCACCUUUAGCUUUACGGCUCUUGUUCCCUGCGUCGUCUGAAAGCUUCCGCAGUUUGUCCAGAUUUGCGUAACUUUUUCACCUCCAUCUUUUAGAGAUGAUGGGAGAGUCACACUGCUCUGCGCGUCCCAACCUUGACUCUGUCGAGUCAAAGUUUGACCGCAUGCAACUACUCUCAAACAAUUUGAACCCAAUGAAUCCUUGGAUUUUUUUUAUUUUAUUUGUUUUUUGUGGGGUUUUUUAUAUUUGAUUUUUUUUAAGGGGACGCGGCUGUUUAAUUCUAAUCCCUUGAGUUUCCUUCGCGUUGUGCGUGUGGAAAUGUUUUUACUUUUACAACUGAACGUAGCCUUGAGCCUUACUUUUUAACAAUUUAAUUUCAUGAAGAGCUUAAAGCCACAGGAUGUAACUUUUACAAAAAUAAGUUUUUUCCAUAUUUGUUAUGAUCAACCUCCUCACAGUGCUGCUGUUGCUGUGAUA